Molecule: messenger RNA, 5921 nt
Organism: Anarrhichthys ocellatus (wolf-eel)
Lineage: Eukaryota; Metazoa; Chordata; Actinopteri; Perciformes; Anarhichadidae
Gene: ppl
Product: periplakin
Exons: 22
Coding region: 195-5474 (1759 amino acids)
Biological process (GO): wound healing; intermediate filament cytoskeleton organization
Cellular component (GO): cytoplasm; membrane; intermediate filament
Molecular function (GO): structural molecule activity; cadherin binding
Source: RefSeq, a predicted model, not a curated record
GAACGUGGGUGUGAACACUGACAGUGAGCCACAGUGUCUGUGGGAGUGGAAGCGGUGGCAUUGAGAAGGAGUGUGGACGUACACAUACACACCCGGAGCAGCGGAACGAGCAGAGGACUCACUCACAGCCGAGGUUCACCUGUCCUGUUGGGAUUGUUUUCUCGUCGGAAGCCGGUGCCAGGUGACCUGUCAACAUGUUCAAGAAAAAGUCCAAGACCACCGCGAUAACGCAGCCAAUUACAAGCGCUCCGUCCACAGAACUGAGCACUCUGAUCGACAAGCUGCAGAAGAAUGCUGAUAAAGUGGAGAAGUACAGCUAUGACAUCGAGCAGAACCUCAACAAGGAUGUGAGUAAGAUCAACGAGGGGAAGCAGCCUCUGUAUCAGGAUGAUACCAACAAGAGAAUCCUCAGCUCUCUAGAACUGCUCACCAGCCUGGAUGAGGACGCCGUCAAUGCCAAGCGCCUCCAGCAUCCGCAGGCCGAGAUGAUAGAGAAGGACAUGAGGCAGCUGCGUGAGAAAGUGCUGAAGCUGAAAGAAGACCAUGACCGUAUCUACCACCUGACCCGCACUGAGGGGAAGCCCAGCAUCAACUGGGGCAACAUGAUGGAUGAGAAACUGGACAACCUGAACAACAAGGGCUUUGGCCAGGACCUGCCAUCUGUGGAGAACGAGGUGGAGGAACACAACAUCUUCCACAGUGAGGUGGAGGCUCUGGCUCCUCACAUCUCCACCAGCGGAGACAAGGAAUACGUCAGUAGCCUCCAGAUGAAGUACGCCAAACUACUGGCCACUUCCAGCGCUCGUCAGCGCAACCUGCUGAGCCUGCGGGACUACAUGCAGCGCUGCACCAAUGAGCUGUACUGGAUGGACCAGCAGGCCGAGGAGAGGUCCAGCUAUGACUGGAGCGACGCCAACCUGGACUACCCCGCUCGCCAGAGGCAGUAUGAGAACUUCAUUAGUAAAUGUCUGGAGUCCAAGGAGGCCUCCGUCACCAAACUGAAUGAGGAUGGAGAGAAGCUGAUUGCUUCUGAGCAUCCAGGGAAGAAUGUUAUUGAGGCUCACAUGGAGGCGGUCCAUGCUGACUGGAAGGAGUACCUGAACCUGCUCAUCUGUGAGGAAAAUCACCUCAAACACAUGGAUGAGUACCACAAGUUCCAAAAGGAAGCGCGUGACACUCAGGACCUGCUGAAGCGGAUGGACACGGACCUCAACCAGAAGUACAACCCAGAGUUCAAAGAUAUGUAUCAGACAGAGGGCCUGAUAACGGAGCUGGAUGACCAAGCUAAGGCCAUGGACCACUUUGAUGAACGGGUCAAGGCUCUUCAGAAGCGCAGCCUGCAGGUUUUGCCUCUGAAGUACCGCCGGGAAACCCCCAAGAAGAUGCUGCCCAUUGAGGCUCUGUGCGAGUUUGACACAGACAGCGGGCAGAUUUUGCGUGGGGCGAGUUACACUCUGCUCCGGAACAAUGGGACCAAAUGGGAUGUAAAGGAUGCAGCUGGACAUCAGUUCACUGCCCCGGCCGUCUGCUUCAUGAUCCCCCCCACUGCCCCCGAGGCACUGGCAGUCUCUGACAGCCUGGCAAACCAGCAAAAAGCUGUCAAGCAGAAGGUGGCGAGCAGCAGUGCAGCUCUGCAGAAACGCUUCGUUGAGCUGAAGAAGGAGAGCGGGUCUGGCACAGCUACAGACAAACAGGAGCAGCAGUGCCGCCAGCUGAUGGCCGGUCUGGACAAGGUUGCCAAUGACCUGGACAAACAGGAGAAGAACAUUUAUGCUCGAGUGCGCCCACCACUGGAGCAGAACAGGCCACUGCAGGACAGCGCCGACCGCAUGCAGGAUAUGAGGGACAUUGCUGCUGCUGUCAGUAAGAUUGAACCAGAGAAGUCCUCUAAAGUGCAGGAAGCAAAGAGCUUCUUGGUCUCAAAUCCAACUUGUGCCAGCGCUCCUCAACUUCACAGCAAGGUGGACGAAGCAAACAAGAAGUACACCAAGAUCGAGCAGCUUCUUCAGUGCUCUCAGGAGAAACUGAAGAAUUCCAACCAGCUGGAGACUUCCAUUCAAAAUGGAAAGACUUUACUGUCUACCUACGAGAACAAGCUGGCCAGGGAGGAGGUUGCUCCGUCUGACAUCAGCUCACUCGAGAAAACACAGCGGGAACUUUCAGAUACUGCAUCCGACUUGAGGUCCAAGAGGUCAGUUAUCGCUGAGUCGGAGCAGAACCUGCGUUCGGCCAAAAGCAGCUGUGACAACAUGGCCAACAAAUUCCAAGAGCACUGCCCCGACAUUGAGAGGCAAGAGGCUGACGUCCAGAAGCUCAACAAGCGUUUCGACAACCUCAACCGGCAGACCGACGCCAGGUCUCAAAGCUUGCAGAGAGCUAAGAUGUCGUACAACAAUUACCGCAAUGAUUAUGAUAAUCUGAACAGCUGGUUGUCUCGUGUCCCAAACUACGAGCCCCGUGAAACUGAUGACACAAAACAAGUGGAGACCAAGCUGAAGAAUCAGAGGAACUUGCUCUCUGAUAUUGCAAGAAAGGAGUCUGACUUGAACAACGUGUCCAAAAAUGCCCAGCUUUACCAACAUGCUGUCAAAGACUACGAGAAUGAAACGGAGAAGUUUAGAUCCAUCCUUGACCUUGAAGAUGGACUUGUACCUCAAACAUACAAGAGGAACAGACUGGAAUCACCUGCAUUGAUAGUCAAGGGAGAGGAAUCCGCCAUUGAGGCAAGGUUUACCGAGGUGAAUGCUGUGAACAAGCAAAGGCUUCAGAAUCUGGAGUUUGCCCAAAGUCUUCUCAAUCAGCAACCUCAGGCCAAUAUGAUUCAGUCUACAAAUGUCAAGUCAGUCCAUGCUGCUGCCCCAGGAGAAGAACCUUGGAGAAUCAAGAAGCAGCUGGAGGAUGAGGUCCAGAGGAGGGAGCAGCUAGAGAGAGAAAUUGAGACUAUCCAGUCUGACAUCUAUGUCCUUGAAGGACAGAAGCCCCAGGACACAAUUGUCAAGAAGGAGCUGAUCAAAAAGGUUGCUGACCCCCAGCUGGACGAGGAAGUCCAUAAGGUCCAACAGAAACUUUCAGAAGAGCGCCGCACUACCCAUGUCCUGGUGAAUGACCUUGAGGUACUAAAGUUGAAGUUGCGUGGCCUUGAGACAGAGGUCAAAGAAGGGGCACAGCAAUACACGGUCAAGGAGGUCUUGCGCAUAGAAAGAGACCGUGAUCAGGAGGAGGAAAUGCGCAAGCUUCGGGAAGAGCUUGAUGAGCUAAGAAGGCAGAAGUUGAUGAAAGACAAUGAGCUGAUUCAGAUAACAAAGCAGGUGACACUUCUAGCUGAAGAGAAGAACAAAGAACAGGAGGUGAUCACUGAGGAGGAAGUGAUUAAAGUGCAGAAUGAUCCCCAACUCGAAACAGAGUACCGGGUGCUCCUUGACCGGAGACAGAAGGAAAUGGAUGGCAGGAAGCAGCUGGAGGAUGAACUGCAAUUUCUUCAAGAGAAGCUCCGAAGGAUGGAGAAGGAAAAAUCAAUGGCCGAGGAGAAGAUUUCCAUCAAAGAGGUUCUGAAAGUAGAGAAAGAUAUUGCCUUUGAAAGGGAGGUAGAAAACCUCAAAAGGCAGUAUGAAGACGAGAAGGGCAAACGAAGAUCAUCACAGCGAGAAAAGGCUGACCUCCAGAGGAAAAUUUCCAGCCUAGAGGAGGAGAAGUCCAAGGUUGUUAUUCAGGAGAAGGUGCGGGAGAUCGUCCGCCCUGACCCCAAAGCUGAGAAUGAGGUGGCCAAUCUCCGGCUUGAACUUGUAGAGCAACAGAGGCGUUGUAGGGAUGGAGAGGUCCAGGUUAGAUCACUACAGGAGGAGCAUACCAUGCUGAGGAACAGAGGACCUCAAGUGGAGGUCAAAGAGAUCAUCAAAGAAGUCAUCAAAUACAAGACAGAUCCACAGACUGAAAGAGAACUUGAGAGACUUCGCAAUGAAAUCAUAGAUAAAACACACCAGACUGAGAAAUCUGAGAUGGAAAUCCGCCAACUUCGUGAUGAAAUUGUAAGAUGGAAGGACACCAAACCCCAAGUGCAGACUAAAGAGAUAGUCAAUGAAGUUCUGCAAUACAGAGAAGACCCCAAGACUAAGGAGGAAAUUGAUAUUCUCAAAAGGAAACUGGCUGAUGAACAACAGAAACGCCUCGACCUUGAGAAUGAACGGUCAGGCCAAGAAGAGAAGAUCAGACUGAGGAAAAUCGAUCUGUCUCAGGUCCGCGAGAAGUUUGUUCAACGAGAAGUGGUCAAGAUGGAAGAAGACCCUCUCCUCAGAUCAGAGUGCAACAGCUUCUCACAAAAUAUCAGCAAUGAGCAAAAACAAAAGGAAAGCCUGAAAACUGAGCUCUCCCAACUGCAGAGACAGAAGUCUGACCUUGACCUGCAACUGGAAGAACUGGAGCGUGAGCGCAGGGCAAGGCGUGAUGCAGAAUUGGAGAUCCAAAGGCUUCGGGUCAGACUUACUGAGCUGGAGAUCCGAGACAAAGAGAACCGUGAGAAGGUGACUGUCAAACAGAAGGUAGUCCUGCAACAGGAUCCCCAACAGGAGAAGGAACACUCCAUUCUCAGACUACAGCUUGAUGAAGAGAAGCACAAACGCACUCUGCUCGAGAAAGAGUUGAAUAUCCUCAUCCAGCAGCAGCUCACCCUGGAGAAGAUGGAUGUGAAGGAAAGAGUUGUCCGCACUGAGAAAGUCCAAGUUGAAAAGGACCCAGAGGCUGAGAUUGAGAUUGAGAACCUAGGAAGGACUCUGGAUGAAGAGAAAAGGAGAAGGAGAGAACUUGACCAGGAGUUGGCCAACCUCACCUCAAGGCUCUCUGAUAUGGAGUUCACAAACACCAAAUCUUCAAAAGAACUGGAAUACAUCCGUGAUGAAAGUGGCCGUGUGCAGCAAGAAAACCAAAGGCUGCAGAAUGACAUCCGCAGGCUUCGGGCUGAGAUCGAGAUCACCAGCAAAGAGACUCGUAUUAUCACUGAGUCUGCACCAAGGGAGGAAGGAAAGAACCUGGAAUUGAGGCUUGAUUCACUCCAGAAAGAACUAUCAGAGCUCAGGGGCAUAACCGACCAGAAGGAUGACGAGAUCGAGAGGCUUCAAAAGAACCUGGUGGCAGUGAGAAUGAAGAAGGAACAGAGGGAGAGCCAUCUGCGUAGGUCUAUCGUGGUCAUUGACCCAGAUACAGGCAAGGAGAUGCGACCAGAAGAGGCCUUCAAACUAGGGCUGAUUGACUGGAAGAUGUUCGUCAACCUGCAGAGCCAGGAGUGUGACUGGGAGGAGAUUACGGUGAAGGGCCCCAAAGGAGAAUCCUCAGUUCUUCAUGACAGAAAAUCAGGGAAAAAGUUCUCCAUCGAUGAUGCAUUGCGUCUCGGGCACAUCACUAAUCGCCAGCUUCAGCAGUACAUAAACAAAGAAAUAUCCAUCCAGGAGUUUGGCGUAAUGGUGUCAGGCAAAAGCAAGUAAACGCAAACAUGCUAAGGAAGAGGAUUUUUCAGUUGUUUCCUCUGUUGCAUCUCUGUUGUUUAACAAUCUCCUUGUGUUUUAUUGUACUUCCACUCUGACUUUAAUACUAUGGUGACUUGGCAUUACUGUAACGAUGAUUACUAAUUGUAUUUAUUUGCUUAUGAAUAUUCAAUUUAGUGGUACUGGCAUAAAUAUAUGGAUUGAUGUUAGUAUUAUUAUGGCCAACUACAUAACAAUUUAUGUGGUAGGAAGAGUUUGCUCAGCCAGGCUUUAAUUUCUUACACCGGGUACGAGGGAGAGGACAUAUCUUUGCAUAUCUUUAUUGGAUAUUGCCAUUGAAAUUCACAUGGGUACUAAAAGUUUCAUUUGGUUUUGUGGUUUUCCCAGGUUUACUGGAACAGAUGUUUGCUCUUUAAUCUUCAAUAAAAGUCAAAUCAAACUGGAAAA